Molecule: messenger RNA, 1134 nt
Organism: Nerophis lumbriciformis (worm pipefish)
Lineage: Eukaryota; Metazoa; Chordata; Actinopteri; Syngnathiformes; Syngnathidae
Source: RefSeq, a predicted model, not a curated record
AUGCCCAAGUUCAGAAAUAGUUUUCUACUCCUCGGCUGCUCGCUCCUGCUGCUGGGUUCCGCUUACGCACCGGCGGCCGCCUCCUGCCCGCCGGGCUGCGAGUGCUCCGAGGCGGCGCACACGGUAAAGUGCGUGGCCAAGGAGCUCCGCAGCGUCCCGCUCGGGAUCCCAGGAUACGCCCGGAACCUCUUCAUCACCGGUAACCAGAUCAUGAGAAUCGGACCCGAGUCUUUCAAAGGCCUGGAGAAUGUCACCAACCUUUCACUAAGCAAUAAUAGGAUUUCCGAGGUGGAAUCUCACACCUUCUCGAGCCUGACGAGUCUUCGCUCGCUGGACCUGAGCUGCAACCAGCUGGCGGUGCUCCACCCGGAAGCCUUAACGGUGGCCGAGCGAUCCCUACGCGAGCUCAACCUGAGCCGCGCCCUCUACAACCGCUCGGGCAUUUUGGACUUGUCGGCGGCGCUGCGCCAUAGCUCUCUGACGUCGCUCCGUGGCCUGGAUCUAUCGCACAACAGCAUCAUCUACCUGCCGCCGGGUAUGUUCACCCGGCUGGGUGGACUUCGUCGACUAUUGCUGACCAAUAACUCCCUGGUGGCCUUCCACAAUGCCACCCUGGCCGGUUUGGGGGACCUCCAGGAGCUGGAUUUGACGCUCAACUCGCUAAGGAACGUGCCCGAGGAGGGCCUUCGCGAGCUGGACUCGCUCCCCGAGGCCGAGAUCCUCCUAGGGGAGAACCCGUUCACCUGUACGUGCGGCAUCGAACCUUUUGCCCGUUGGCUCAACCGCUCCCGGGGACGCAUCAGGAACCCCGACCAGAUGAUGUGCGCCUUCCCCGCUAACCUGAGGAACGCCUCCCUGCUCUCGGUGGUGGGCGCCUCCGGCAGCUUGGGGUGCCGCCCAAGGGGCGCCGGAGCCGAACUGGCCCUGCAGACGUCCUAUGUGUUCUUGGGCCUGGUUCUGGGACUUGUGGGCCUGGUGUUUCUCUUGGUGCUUUACCUUAACCGCAGGGGCAUCAAGAAGCGCGUGUACGACAUGCGCGACGCCUGCAGGGAGGUGUGGGAGGGCUACCACUACCGCUUUGAGACCGAUUCGGACCCCCGUUUGUCCCAGGUGUCCUCAAGCACCGACAUGUAA